Molecule: messenger RNA, 689 nt
Organism: Hermetia illucens (black soldier fly)
Lineage: Eukaryota; Metazoa; Arthropoda; Insecta; Diptera; Stratiomyidae
Product: enhancer of split malpha protein-like
Exons: 1
Coding region: 69-521 (150 amino acids)
Biological process (GO): Notch signaling pathway; sensory organ development
Source: RefSeq, a predicted model, not a curated record
CUCAGAUAUUCCUUGAGGAACAUUCAUUCCCGUUCAGUUUACACAAGUAUUUUAAAAAAACUUCCAAAAUGUGUGUGGAUUCAUCACGUGUUCAAUUUUCGCUGAAUAGCGUCAAUCAUUCAAAGAAGUUCGCAACCAGCUACAGUAUCAAGAAGAUGCUCAAAGCGAUCUUCAAGAAGUACAAGGUCAAGGACGCCAGCUCCUGUGAAUCUUUGGAAUCUCUGGAAUCAUUGGAUAACAUUCGAAAUUCACAAGUCGAGGAUUAUUCUACCGAAAUCGAGGACAACGCCGCCAACGAGAGGCUAUUGGAGAAUUACGAGCAAUUGAGCGAUUACGAAUCGGAGGAUGACGAUCAAGACAAGUUCCUGAUACCAGUGAAUUGUGUUCAAACUCCAAGCGGAACAUUUUUCUGGACAACGACCCAACAACCUGCCGAUAAGGAUCUCAUCCAGCCACUCAACUGCUACACUCAAUAUCAAAUUGCAGAAUUCCAACGAUGCGAUCGUUGGGCACAAGCUUAAUGCGAAUAUUGUUUUGUUGUAAAACAUUUUUGGUCUUCCCAAAUUCCAUUAUGUCUUCCACUUGACCGAAAGCUUUAAUUCAUUGUGAUAUUUUGUUGAGAAAAUUAUUCGAUUUAUGUUUACGAUCUUUGAUGAUAUUGUGAUUAAUAAAAAAUAAUUCGUUGUAAA